Molecule: messenger RNA, 716 nt
Organism: Raphanus sativus (radish)
Lineage: Eukaryota; Viridiplantae; Streptophyta; Magnoliopsida; Brassicales; Brassicaceae
Product: protein GIGAS CELL1-like
Exons: 3
Biological process (GO): regulation of nuclear division; negative regulation of ubiquitin protein ligase activity
Cellular component (GO): nucleus
Source: RefSeq, a predicted model, not a curated record
UUUAGAUUUGUUUAUAAUCCCGCUCUCCCCCCUUCAGAGAUCGUCCUCUCACUCUCUCCUCACCCAGAAAGAAAAACUCUCUCGCCGCUUCGAUUCGAGUUUCAUCGGUUCAUCAUUCUCUUCAGAGCCAACAUCGAAUCUUAAAGAUGCCAGAGGCGAGAGACAGAACGGAGAGGCCGGUGGACUACGCGGCGAUAUUCGCCAACAGACGCCGUAACGGCGUGUUACUCGACGAGGCGGUCUCGCGUCUCGGCGGCGCGUCUGAACAUCCAGUUCAGAGAUUGCCGUCGGUUUCUCGGGUGGUGUAUGCGCGACCUGGAUCUUUGAUUGGGGGCAAUUACAGUUCGUGGAGGCCUGGUGGUGGUGGUAACGGGAGUGGUCUCAGCAGUCCGUUUAGAUCGUCGCACGGAAGAGAGAAUCUGUCUAGGCCUAGGCGUGUAGGAGUAAGAGGUGGUGGUGCUUCACGGAGUCCGUUACCUUCUUGGUACCCGAGGACGCCUCUACGUGAUAUAACUCAUAUCAUGCGGGCUAUUGAGAGAAGAAGAAGAGCUGGUAUGGGAGUAGACAACGGCUUGGAGGCUGAGACUCCAACUCAGCAACAAGCUCGUGUUCUUGAAACUCCAGUAGCAUCGGCAGAUGAUGAGCACGAUUGCUUAAUGGUGACGCCUGCUCCAGCUGUGGGAUUCAAACGUAGUUGCCCACCAUCAACUGCUAAA